Rhododendron vialii is the source of this 2834-nucleotide messenger RNA. RefSeq names its product cation/H(+) antiporter 15-like. Gene Ontology annotation, molecular function: antiporter activity. The transcript is spliced from 6 exons. Bases 229 to 2742 code for a protein of 837 amino acids. Gene Ontology annotation, biological process: proton transmembrane transport; regulation of pH. Lineage: Eukaryota; Viridiplantae; Streptophyta; Magnoliopsida; Ericales; Ericaceae. Gene Ontology annotation, cellular component: endomembrane system; membrane. The record is from RefSeq and is a predicted model, not a curated record.
GGACAUUUUGGAUGCAGUCUCAUUUUGUCAAGAAAUUCUCUUCGUCAUCUCGUUCUCUAUCUGUUAAGACAUUCCGUCAAUGAUUGACCUAAAUAUCUUCUCUGUUAUUGCAAGAAACAGGAAGUGGCCGCGGCAGCUAGGGUGGCGGCAGCCCUAGCGAGACACCGCGGGGGCGGGGAGGAGGGGUAAAAAGAAGAAAAAGGAAGGAGAAGAUAGAUACAUUUCGUUAUGGAAAACACAAGUGAGCUUUUGGAAUAUUUGAACAGAACCGUUCCUUGUUAUGCUGGUAUGAUAUACAAUGACAAUGGGAUGUGGAAAGGGACAAACCCAUUGGUUAAUACUCUCCCUCUCUUCAUUAUCCAGCUUACCAUUGUCAUCCUCGUCACUCGCCUCUUCCUCCUCGUCUUCGAACCUCUCCAGCAGCCUCGGUUUAUUGCCGAAGUUAUUGGAGGUAUGUCGUUGGGUCCAUCUGGGCUGGGGAGAUUCGACAUUUUCACCAAUGAGUUGUUUCCUGUCGGUAGUUUCUUGGUGUUGGAUCCAAUGGCACACUUUGCUCUCAUACACUAUGCUUUCCUGUUGGGGCUUGAAAUGGACCUGCCAACAAUUCGGUGCACCGGACAAAAAGCCCUAACCGUUGCCAUUGCCGGAUUUAUUCUUCCUCUUGCAAUGGGUUCCGGCUUAUUCUUCUUGUUUGGAGCGCAUACUGACUCCAAGGUAGGCUUCAUGUUCUGGGCCAGCGCCCUCACCGUCACGGGCUCCUCUGUCCUCCCUCAUCUCCUUGAAACCCUAAAGAUCCUCCACACAGAGACCGGAAAAACCGCCUUAUCGUCUUCCCUAAUCAAUGACAUUUGCUCAUGGGUCCUACUAGCCCUAUCAAUCUCAGUAUCGGGAAAAAUGGGUGCCACCCACUGGUCUAUGCUGUCAACCGCUGCCUUCCUCCUCUUCUGCAUCUACUACCUCCGCCCAUCCCUCUCCUGGUUGAUUCAUCGAAAACCCGAAGGGCAUCCCCACAGUGAGUUCCACCUCUGCUGCUUCUUGGCCAUCGGGGUGGGGCUCUGUGGGGUCCUCACCGAUGCCUGCGGGACCCACCCGGUGAUCGGGGCUUUCGUGUUUGGUAUGUCGAUGCCAAAAGGAGAAGUUGAGUCGAGUAUAGUGGAUAGGGUUGAAGGAUUUGUUUCGGGGAUUCUGAUGCCUGUUUUCUUCGCAGCUGUCGGGCAUAGGGUCGAUGUUUAUGGGAUUGCUAACGGUUUGCCAUGGGCAAUGGUGGGGUUGGUGGUUGUUUUAGCCUGUUUGGCUAAGGUUUUGAGCACUGUGUUUGCUGGGUAUUUGUGUGGUAUGAAGUGUAAGGAAGCAGUAACUCUUGGAGUGGUUAUGAACACCAAAAGCCUGUUGGCGUUAUUGAUUCUUGAAGUUGGUAUAGAGCAGAAGGCUCUAACAACCCAGACUUAUACGGUAAUGGUGGUUGCGGUGUUGGUAAUGACAAUGAUCGUUACGCCCAUCAUUUUAGCAACUCAACGUGAGAGUAGCUUUGUGAUGUACAAGCGAAGGACCAUUCAGAAAUCAAGACCAAACGAGGACCUCCGUGUCCUCGCAUGUGUCCAUGGACAACACAACCUUCCAGCCAUUAUCAACCUCCUCGAAGCCUUAAACGCCACCAGAGAUUCCCACAUUCACGUCUUCGCCCUCCAGUUGAUUGAGCUCAUAGGCCGCGCCUCUGCCAUCCGUGUCGUUCAGCAGUCAAGCAAGACUCUGUCGAGAAACCUCGGUAACCCAGAGACAGAUCAAAUCGUUGCAACCUUGGAGAAUUACGGGCGAAGGAACGACUUCGUCUCUGUGCAUCAGCUCCUUGUGCGGUCCGCCUACUCCACGAUGGACGAAGAGAUUUGUAGUAUCGCAGAAGAGAAGCGCGCAGCGUUCAUAAUCCUCCCUUUUCAUAAGCGACAAGGUAUUGUUGGUGAGAUAUUGGAGGAAACCAACCUCGCUAUUCGGGAUGUUAAUGAGAAUGUGCUAGCAAGCGCACCUUGCUCCGUGGGUAUACUCAUCAACCGAGGCCUCGCCCACACCGCCAACCUUGCUAGCCGCGUCGUGAUGCUAUACUUUGGUGGCCCUGAUGAUAGAGAGGCAUUAUCUCUUGCAUGGAGGAUAGCUAAAAACCCUGACGUCACCCUAAGCGUGGUGAGGUUUCUUCCUACUGGAAAAUCCUUAGCUUCCAUAUUGGAGCCUAUGGAUUUUAUGAGCAGACCGCAUGAAGUUGUGGCCGUGAACAUAGAAAGAGAAAGAGAGAGGCAACUUGAUGAUGCUUAUCUUGACAAGUUCCGUACCGCGAUGGAGACUAAUACAUCGACACAAUACGUGGAAAUGUCGCUCGAGAAUGAGGAAGAAACUGUUACGGCUAUUAAAUCGAUGGAUCGGUGUCAUGAUCUAUUCAUAGUAGGAAGAGGGGGAGGAGCGACGUCACCCUUGACUGCGGGGUUGGCCGACUGGUGUGACUGCCCUGAACUUGGGGCUGUAGGGGAUAUUUUGAUCACCUCAGAACACUCGUCUGCAUUUGCGGUGUUGGUGGUGCAACAAUAUGGGAUGUUGGGACCAAGACAGAGUGUAGAUCGUUCAGGUUCUACGACUAGCUCUUUAACUUACCGAGAGGAUAUCGGAAGCAGGGCCUGGUCGAGGCCAUCGGUUGAAGAGGAUGGUAGGAUUGAUUCCUUUUUUAGUCGCAGAACAGAGAAUAUUCAUGAUUACUGAAUGGUGAGAGCCUCACUCUUGUAAAUUUUCAGAACAGAGACUGUUCAUGGUAGGCUCUCAUUAUUUCUGCUUUUCAAUUUUCAACAAAUUUU